This is a messenger RNA of Cercocebus atys (sooty mangabey), 2129 nucleotides long. It is a transcript of the gene MINAR2, whose product is annotated as KIAA1024-like ortholog. The coding region runs from base 192 to 821 and encodes 209 amino acids. The transcript is spliced from 4 exons. Lineage: Eukaryota; Metazoa; Chordata; Mammalia; Primates; Cercopithecidae. The record is from RefSeq and is a predicted model, not a curated record.
GGUAGGGCAGUGUGCUGCUUUGUUUCUUCGUCCCUGUGCAUUGACGUAUCAUUUUGAGAGCAGUGACUGUGUGCAGCUGAGAGGCCUGGUUUCAGAUGCCGGUCGGAGCAUCCUCAGGCACAUUAAUAAUGGAGGAGUCUGACAGGAGCAGCUUUGCCUGCCUUUGUUUUCCACUGUAGGUGAAGGGAGACAUGGAUCUCUCUGUUUUGCCAAAUAACAACCAUCCUGACAAAUUCCUGCAGCUUGACGUAAAGUCUUUAAUGAGGAGCUCAGCCCUCCUUCAGGCCAGCCUGGCGAGGUUUCCGGGUGGAAAUUAUCCUGCUGCACAACACUGGCAAAACCUUGUCUACUCACAGUUUCAGAACCAAGGAGCAUUCCAAACUAAACCCGGGAGAUGGAGGGAAAGGCUAAGGAGGGAAAAGAAGAAUAUUGCUGCUCAGCGAAUUAGGGGAUCCAGUGCAGAGAGCCUUGUUACUGCUGAUAGCCCUCCACCAUCCAUGUCAUCAGUUAUGAAGAAUAACCCACUCUAUGGUGACCUAAGUUUGGAGGAAGCUAUGGAAGAAAGAAAAAAGAACCCAUCAUGGACCAUUGAGGAAUAUGACAAACGUUCCCUGCACACAAACCUCUCUGGACAUCUGAAGGAAAAUCCUAACGACCUGCGGUUUUGGUUGGGAGACAUGUACACUCCAGGUUUUGACACUUUAUUGAAAAAGGAAGAGAAACAAGAGAAGCAUUCAAAAUUUUGUUGUAUGGGUCUGAUUUUACUUGCCAUCAUCUCCAUCUUGGUUGCCAUAGUGACUAUUAUUACUUUUUUCACCUGAGGAAACUGCAGCAGUCAGAGCUACUUUAAAUUUCCUAAACUUUUUUCUGAUAAACAUUUGAAACCCCCCCAAAAAAUAACAAAAACAAUGUACAUGCAGUGUGAAUGGAUUGUUGAUUGUACUAUUAAAUGUAAUUGUCCUGAAGAACGUGAAUGUCGGAUGUGGCAUUCUGGCUUCUCCACUUUGUUCUAUAAAAGCUUUGUAAGAGUUCCAGCCUGAGCUUUGUCCUUUGGGAAGCAGGAAUUCUGAGGACCAUAAUCACAGAACAGUUACUAUAUGCAACCCACAUUAAAUAUCUUCAUAGGGAGCAAACAGUAUCAAAAAUUGUCAGCAGCUUUGUUUUCAUGCUUAAACUAUAUUAACCUUGUUUUAAAAAUACUGUUAACUCUUUACCACCUCAUCCUCCUGCAAUCACCAGAAAAGUUUGAGCUGAUAAUUUUUUUUUUAACCAACUGCUGGGUAGCUGGGAUAAAAAUCUUCUGGUUGUGCUGCCAACUGAGUUAGAUUCAUUCUCUGUUUUAUUUUCCUAUAUUUCUGUUUAAGUCAGAAAAAAAGGAAGGAGAGAAAUAUCUUAUUCAAAUCUAUUCUUAUUUCCCCAGUAAUCAUCUAUGAUGCCCCAGUUUCAGGCUGCAAUUUUAAUAGAAUUAAACUUGGAUAGGUUAUAGUUACAUAAUUAAUUACAUUUAGAUCCAAUUUAUCCAAAUUGGCUAUGACCCCUGGUGGCAGUUAGUGUGUGUAUAUUGCCAACCAUGGCCUAGUUGGGGGUCCCUAGGAAAGCAGAGGGAAUACUGCUAAGAGAACAGAGUUUGAAGCCUAACUGCUACUUGCUAACAGACUCUGGCAAGUUAUUCUCUCAGAGAAGGAAUGAUAUUACCUGCCCAACAGGGCUGGCCAAAGGACCAAAUACAAACCAGGUAUGAACAGUAUCUGGCUCGAAAUAAACAGUUGCUUAGUUAAAGGCUGUUGUUAUUAUUAAUUUGUGCUAGCUAAUUGACAACCUGAGUUUACCUUCCAUUGUCUGCAGAUACCUGGGGACAUGGUUGUAGAUACAGAUGGGGAAUCAAGUCAUCACCCUGCCCUUCCUUCUAGAAUAUCCUUUCCUAAACCCCUCAUUCCCACUCCUUUCUCAUCUAUAAGCAACCCAGCCAAAGGCUGCCUUAAGCAAGAAAUAAAAGAGGAACUUUCUCUUCUUCCCAUGAGCCUAAAGUCAGAUUUUGUUCUUUGAUAUUGCCAUAUCAUUUUGUUGUAUUUGUCUUAAAGAUGCUUGAAAUAAAGUACAGUAAAAGACAGUUUGGGAUGGGCGUGGUG